Molecule: messenger RNA, 1971 nt
Organism: Carcharodon carcharias (great white shark)
Lineage: Eukaryota; Metazoa; Chordata; Chondrichthyes; Lamniformes; Lamnidae
Product: transmembrane protein 182-like
Exons: 5
Coding region: 299-1012 (237 amino acids)
Cellular component (GO): membrane
Source: RefSeq, a predicted model, not a curated record
UCUCCACUAUGCCAAUACUUCUGAGAUCAAAACGAAAAGGGGAGAGGUCAGUAAGUCCUUUCUAAACCCUGCUCUGAUAUGCACAUGGGAAUUACAAUAUAUCCCAUACACUCGUGGUCACAAGAAGGUCGGUUAUUUUUGAAUCGCCGCACCCGUGUGCAAAGAGGAGGGAAGCAAGAUCAGAUUCCAAAAAGAAGGCAAAGACGGAGAGUGAGAGCGAAAGAGGGAUCUUCCUGAGGAACUGCCUUCAGUCAAUUAGACAGCGGUUAACAAUACAGAAUAAACUAAGUGGAUCACUAUGAAGCUCAGUGUGGCCCUCUUCUUCGCCGGGGUAUUUGGAGCUCUCGGAGUUCUACUCUUUUUACUGGCUUUCGGCACAGAUUACUGGCUGCUGGCCACUGAAACAUGUCCCUCCGUCCGAAAUAGAACGGCUUCAAUCUCUGCAGAGGGAGAUAAAGUUGGUGCCACAUUUCAUCAUGAGGGCUUUUUCUGGAGAUGCUGGUUUAAUGAAGCAGUAGCCGAUAACAACAUCUGGAAGUUCUGGUUCACUAAUCAGCCUCCUUCAAAGUACUGUAUGCACACCUACCUCCUCCCUUUCCCUCUGACAACAGAAUCAUUCAACUCCACUGCUUAUGAGACUGCAAUUAUUUACCGUGGUUUCUGGUCAGUAUUCAUGAUGUUAGGCGUUAUUGCUGUCACAGUAGGAGGCUUCGUCAUCAUCUGUGCAGCUCCAUUUUCUAAUCAUAAGCUCUACAAAGCGGGUGGUGGACUAUUCCUGACUGCCGGUAUUAUAUUUACAGUACUUGUUGUUAUGUAUGUCAUCUGGAUCGAAACAGUUAUUGAUAUUCAAGCGUACAUUCAGAAGCAAAGAAUCCAGCUCUGUCCUGAUUUUGCACUAAACGUUCAGUAUGGAUGGUCUUUCAUAGUUGCACCUAUUGGGAUAUUCUUCUCGUUGUUCUCAGGCUUGCUGUUCCUCCUCGCAGGCCACACCAUUCACAUUCAUUAUGAUUAAAAGACAACUUUUGGUUUGCUUUAAAUAAGUAGAAAUCAAUGCUUUUGAUGUAAACAGUUUGACAAAUAUGCACAUUGGAAAUGAAAGUUCAUUCAUCUAAUGUUUAUAUUUCCAAACAGUAUUUUGGUUAUUUUCUUCAUAUAGUAUAUAGCUUUUGUCCUGUAAUUAUUUGGAAGUAUGCCUAAAAGUGAAAUUGUUGUUUGAUGAUAAAUCAAAAAUAACCACAAACCAAAUGUUUUAAAGUCUUGCAGUGUUAGGUUUUAACUUGUAAUAAUUAUCCCAUCCAACUUGAUGCAUAAAGAGACAGCAUUGUUUUGCUUAGCAAUUUUUAAUGUAUGUACUGCUGCUACCCUAAGGAAUUAAUUUUUCUUGAUUUCUCCUAACACAAAUAUAAUGCAAUAACUGCAAUAGUUUAAAGAGUUCAGGAAAUUUAGGGGUGAGAUUCAGAGUGUUGAUAUUGUCUUUAAUGUCUAAUGAUACCAGGAGCAAUGUUGGUGUGCAGAUUGAACCAGUUACCCAUUGGUUGUGGAGUUUACCAAUAAUCUAUAUUGGUUUGUGAUGUUGGUAAUUAAAUUAUGAAUCAGCCAUGAAAGCACCAAUUAAACUCAUUGACUGAUGCCAGAUGAAAUUAAAUGGGCGGUGUUUCACAUUUUGAUCACUUAAUCCUUUUAUGUAGGUGUUACCUACAUGUAAACCCAAAACUGGUGUUUGUGGAAUAAACCAAUUGCUAAAUUUAGCAAGAUGAUAGAGCAAUGAACUUUUUGCUUUAUUGUUUGGUUGACUUGGAGGUUCGAAUGGGUGAUUGCCACAUUUCAAAACAAAGGGAAUUUCCUGUGCCAACGCAAGAAAUAUCAAAGUACAGAUCAUACAUGCAAGCGAUCAUACAAGCUUGCAGUCACAGAAAGCACGACACAGUUUUGUACAUGAUGAUUGUUGGAUACAAUAAAUGUGUCACAGGA